AUGUUUGAAACACGAAUGGGCCAAUGUGACGGCGCACUUUUGGUCACGUGGGUAAAGAUAAGCCAAUCGACUGCCACUUGGUCCGCUGUCGUCGCGGUGCCACUUCUCGUGCGUGUGUUCGUGUGGCUGUGGCAAAGUGGUGAAGUGGUGUUGCACCUGUUCGGCGACAGCAGAUACGCUCAACUCUGCAUAGUCAAGGUGGUGUGGUGGCAGGUGGGGGGUGGUGCAAUGGAGCUGGCCUUUUGUGCAGCUGCCAUCUUUGUGGUGUCGGCAGUGGUGGUGUACUUUGUGUCGGUCGUGGGUACCCGCCAAAAGACCUACGAGGAGGCACUGGCCGAAGCACGUCGGCGAUCCCUGGAAGAGGAUGCUGCCCUCCAGCAGGCCCGACAGCACCACAAGCGUGACAGUGCCAACAAGAAGGUCAAGGGUCGCUGGGGUCGCACAAAGGUAAAAGAGAGCCCAGCAGAACCCGAGCUCAGCGCCUCGACAGGAACCAACGAGACUGCCUUGGCCUGUCCCCCUUCGCCAACGCAGGGGGCAAUCCAACACAUGCCUGAACACGUCGAGUUCAAGGAGGAGGCUGAGGUGGUGCUGAUUCCCAAGGAGGAUGAUGAGCUGACUUGUGACGCUGUCCCACGCUCUUCACCCAUCAUUCCCCCGGUGCGCAACAGGCGCCCACAGAAGCCGAUUCUGGUACACAAGCCACCACCAGAACCAGAAGAGCUGGCCGCACAGCCUGUUGCACCGGUGGUGCUGGAGCCAUCACCCAAGCCUGUGCGUCGCAACUCCUUUAAGGACAUCGUUCCCAAGGAUGAAAUUGAGCUGAAGCACCUACAGGAGCAGCUUCAGCAACAACAGCAGCAGCAACAACAAAAGGAGGUUGCUGAAACAUCAUCCUGGUCUGCAGCAGCACCACCCUCGCCACCCAACUCUACAGCUGCGGCUGCCAAGGGCUCCCCGCUCCGUGAGAAGCCUCCGCGCAGCCGCAAGUCUAAGGGCCAGGACGCAGCUUCUGCAGUGACCACUGAUGGCACGGCUGCACGAGAGGUGUGUGCCCGAGAGCUUCUGUCCCUGGUGCGUGGCAGCAGCCGCUUCGUGGCCGAGCAGGAGGAGCUUGAGCAGCUCGUCGAGGAGCUGCUCAACCGGGCGGGGCAGCCGGCGGGCGAGUGGCGCAAGCGGGGCCCGGACCCCGAGGCCCACCUGCGCCGUCUGCUGGCUGAGCGGGAGCGAGACCUCGAGGCCGAGCGCCAGCACGCGCUCUCGCACGCGACCAAGGUGAAGGAACUCAGACAGGAGCUGAAUCAGCAGCUGACCAGGGUGCAGCAGCAGGAGAGGAACCUUAAGACCCAGCAGAAGGCCAUGGAAGAGCAGGCGGCACAGUUGCAGAGGCUGCGCGACGAGUCGAGGCAACUGCAGCAGAGGGUGCACCAGCUGGAGGCUGAGUUGCAGCAGUCGUCGGCAUCGGUGUGCGAGCGGGUGCGAUCGAGAGAGGAAGAGCUGGAGCAGGUCCACCGCGAGGCCCUGGAGCGGGAGCGUCGGGAGGCAGAGACGCGGCUGGCACAGGCACAGCAGCAGGCGGAGGCCCUGGAGGCCACCUGCGCCCAGCUCCGGCAACGGCUUGACCAGGAAGCACAGAACCUGGCCGCCCAGAGGAACGCCUCUGAGGGCAAGGUGAAGGAGCUGAGCAAGGUUCACCAGCUGGAGCUGGAGGCAGAGCGGGCGGAGCACCAGCGGCGUCUGGGCGCCCUGGAGCAGCGUUGCCAGGAGCAGGCCCACCUGGCCGAGGAGCUGCGGGCACGCCUGGCCGAGGCCGUGCAGACACACAGCCGAGAGGUGAGCGAGCUGUCUCGCAAGAAGGCGGAGGCGGAGGCUGCGGCCGAGGGUGCCGAGCAGCAGCUGGUCCAGGCGCACGAGGCCGCUGUGGAGGAGCUCCGGCGAGAGCUGGACGACCAGCGGGCCAAGAACAAUGACCUGCGCACCAAGAACUGGGAGGCUGUCGAGGCCAUGCGGGCAGCCGAGCGUAAGGCCGAGGCACAAGCGGCCAGUUUGACCAAGGAGCUCGAGGUGCUCAAGGCCAGCCACACCAAGGAUGUCGAGAGCCUGCAGCGACGGUUAUUGGACGAGCACCAGAAGAAGGAACGGGAGCUGCUGGAGCGCCUUCUGCCUGCCAUCAAGGUUGACGCUAGACUAAGCCAUUCCGAGUGGCUGGUGCACUUUGAAAGGGAAGUGCACCAGUGGCAGAAGAGGCAACAGCAGCAGCAGCAGCAGCAGCAUCAACGAGGCAUGGGCGACCACCAGCCGCCGUCUGCCUCUACACAGUCUCAAACCAGUGGAGCCCUGGAAGACGCAGAGCGCCUGCAACAGCUUGCACAGGCCAAUGCCAAGCUUGACAAGGAGGUGUCUCACUACAAGCAGGUGCUAUCUCAGACCGAGGACAUCUUGCAGAACCUUCAGCGGUCGGUUGAGGAGGAGGAGAAGCGGUGGCACGAGAAGGAGGAAGGUCAUCACAAGGAGCGACUACUCUGGCAACAGCAGCUCACUCAGGCCCAAGCUGAGGCAUCGCAGCAGAAGAUCACUGGCCCAACGGAGCGGGAGCAGUGGCUGGAAGAGCGCUGUGCUGUCCUUGAAGCAGACCUCCGGCAACUGCAUGGACUCCAGGAGACGACGUCCGAGGUAUGUGGUGUGCAGUUUGCCUUCUCCUGCUUAGAGCGGACAUUGCCCAGCAUAGUGAAUGAGAUGCAAGCCAAACUGAAGGAACUGCAAGCCAAGCUGCAGGAUGAGGAAGGGGAAAAGAAGCUGCUGGAGCAGAAGUACGAUGAGGCCAGUCUCUACGGAGAGUUUCUUGAAAAGGUGAGUCGGAACGCCCAGGAUGUGAGGACUCACCUUGAGAGCAGAGUGCGGGAGCUCGAAGAGGUUAAGCUGAUGCGGGACGACUACGACCUCCUGAAACAGGAGCUGGCCAACGUGAAGGCCCAGCUGGCGGAGACCCGCUGCACCGGGGCCAAGGCACACGAGGAAGCGGCAGCAAACCACAGCCCCUCGGCACAAUUGCCCGUCGCCAAGGCAAUGCCCGACACGGUAUCCCCGGCUACCAACGGCCCCUCAGCUGCACCCGCCGAAAAGGACGACAAGCUGGAGUGCUCUGAGCUGGGUAGCGACACCAUUGCACGCCCAUCGGGUGACGCACCCUGCUCUAAAAACACUAACGGCAACCGAACUAAGAAGCGGGUGCGGGGCUCGUCGAACAAGAAGUAGAGGCCCUCCAGCCAGAGCGAAGUACCGCCCCACCGUGUGCUCCCCAGUAUCUGUUGCGGAUGGCAGCAGCUGCUGGUUCUCUGCCCCUCCCAGCAUGCCCUGGCAGAUGCGAGAUUUCGACGUGCUGCUGCUUCGCCUCCCGCUUUGUGCAAUGAGGUGUGCGUGCGUGCGACACAGGCCUGGGACCACUUGAUGCGGGACGACGUACCACACCCGAGAACUCUUCUGCCACGCAAUGAUGUGUGCACAUCUUGUUCGGAUUUGGUUGCUUCUUCUUUGUCGAGCGUCUCCCGUCUUAAAUGUUUUGUCACUUGUUGUUAAAGUGCCGCAGUCGCCGCCGCCGCCCGCAGGUUCUUGUGCCCUCACACCCAAAAUUUCUUGUCAAGUUUUUUUACCCCACCCGCGUUCCUUUUUGCUUUUCUCUGUUGUGCAAUUUUUUUUUUUCUGCCUUGUUGACUUGUUUAUAGUGUAACCCCCAUGCCUGUGCAUAAAGUUCUACACAGUGUGCUUUUCCGAGGUGCUUCUUAUUUUAUUUCUUUCUUUGGUUACUUCCAUGUGCGAGGAUGAGGUAGCCAUGCCCUUGACUACUGAAUGGCUGAUUUUCGCAGCAAAGCAAUGCUCUGUAGCUGUACCACUCACCUAGUCGCGUAGCCAAGUGUGGGUGUUGCAGGAUGCAUGCAUAGUUGCAGCAAGUCUGUGUAGGCCCCUUUUCAUUAUACAAUGGGCUAGCUUUCCUGCGAUGGCUCAAGCACAAAACACUGCAAAAAAAAAUGGCAUCACUCAACUGAUCGGUAUUUUGAGCUGCCUGCGUAGUUCAUUGCGUGCCAUUGGUCUGCGAAGGACACACAGUUGCUCGGGAGGUUUAACACAAAGUAGUUGCUUUAGUGAUGAGCAUUGAUGCCAUACUUUAAACAUCAUGCUAUGCUUGAAAGUGCAACUCGGUAUUACACCUCUUCUGCAAGUACGUAUUAUUGGUUCUUAUGAGUGAACUGUUGUAGAAGGGCACUGCGGUUUUAUUCAUGUAAAAAGGUGCACCUCCAUCCUCUGGUGUGUGCUGCCAUCUCCUAGAAAGUCCUCAAUUUCGCUCUAAGGUUUAAAACGAUUUUGUUUCCUAAAGGCAUGUCUGAAAAGCCUUUAAGUGUGAUGAAUAAUGAGAAUGUUGAAAGUAACUUUAUUGAUUAGAAGCAGCCUGUUAAUAUAAACUGUUACAUCAAUGUAGACAAGAAUAAAGGGGUUUAACCAAGGGCCUGAUAUUUAUUAAUCAUAUGAUGAGAGCCAACAGACAGACACCAUGGACAACAUAGGGGAAACUACUUGUACAUAAUUCUUGAAUUAAGUAAAUGACAAAAUAAUGCCAAUGAAAGUGGAUGAAAAAACAACUUGCCGCAGGUGGGGAACGAUCCCACGUCCUUGCAUAUGAUCGGCAUUCACAAGUGGCAACUGGACCACAAGAAAUCUGAAGUAGUGUAGUGAAGCUGUGUAACUAACUGGGAUGUUUGCUAUGCAAGCUUCAAGUCUGCUAUCAUCAGAAAUAUAAAAAAAUAAAGAUCUCCCAUUUUUGGCAAAUUUCAAAUAAUGCACCAUUUGAAUCCACACACCACUUGUUAUUAAUGAAAGAACAUGCUAAGUUUCAUAACUAUGAUUUUUUCAUUGAUAUCAAUGUUUGCAUAACAAGAAAAUUGUUUUGGCAAAUAUAUACUUGUGGCAUUCAACGAAAUUCUGGAGCAGAGGUCCAGUCAAAGAGUGUUGAGGUAAAUUCAGUCUAUUAUUUUUGAUGCGCCUAGUUUGAUAACUCAAACUUCUGAGUGGUGGAAAGUUAAUGCUAAGCACAUAAUGGCAUUUCUGAUAACCUGUAAGCAGUUUUCAGUUGAUUGUAGGCAGUUCAGCAAACCAAUGGCUAAUUAUACUAAACAUAAUUUUUACUCUAUUAUCAUUUCUUUUUUUUUUUUUGUACAAAUUUGCUCUCUGUGCCCACAAAUAUAAGUUGUCUUCUUAUUCUUUUUUUUUAUUCUUUUAUGUGGUAUGGUGUUAGACCUUUCUGGGGGUUAAGCAAUAAUUUUAACAGGGACAGGAAGGCCGUGGUAUUGAUUGGAGAGCUAAUGGGUGUAGGUGAUAUUAUUUUAGAUUAAAAGAAAAGUGUAGGUAGGCAUGCAGUGCAUAUAUUAGAUAACUGGAUGCCUAUUAGGGAAACUAAAUGCAUGCCAAGGGAAGGGAAAUGCAGGUGGUAUAAUGAGAUUAGGGAAUAUGCAACUGCACAUGAUGUGGUCGACUGGCGCAACAAAACAGGCCAUUUAUAAUUAGGACUUUCAUUAGUAAUUCCGAAUUUGAGGUGUCAUCUCGGCACAUACAAUUUCGCAGGCUGUCCCCAAAAUCUUUCGCCAGACAAUUUCUUCAGUAUGGGUCGAAUGACGCGCAAUGCAUACUAUGGCAAAAACGGCAUCUUGAAAGAAAUCUGCAUGCACUGUUGCGACUCUGUGUUUCAGUAUCGAAGUGUUUAUUGAACACAACACAAAAGAACAACACCGCUUGUUACAGCAGCUGACAUCAGAAUCUGUGCACAUGGGCAGGAAAGUUGAACCAGAAAUUUCUUGUUACCAUCUAAAUGAACUUGUGAUUGCAAUGUUGAAGUCAGCCAGAACACAAAGUGCGCCCCUUUCUUUUACAGCCAUCUGAGUAGCACCAGUACAGAGAUCUGCACUUCUUUUUCUAUAUGCAAAUGUUAUGGCUGGAAUACAAAUGUGUUUGGCUGCAAAGUUUGUAUAUUUCUCAAAACUAGUGGAAGGGAAAAGUUUUCUUUUAAACUAGUAUGUUUUGCAUGCUGGCUCACUUGGAAUUUCGAAACUGCAAUAUGCCCCAUAAAGUUGCUAAUUGGAGCCUACUUAUCUAAUUCUGAGAGGUGGCCACCUCGUACACUUUGACAUUCAUUUCAGCAAAGGAUGAGUUGCUGGCAGUUACUGAAGUACUAGUAUUCACAUAUUUGCUUACCUUUUGCUGACAAGUCUAAGCUGUCAACCGCUGUAAUGGCUUGGUGGCUAUGGGUUGCUUGCGAAAGUUUGCCCGCUGAAUUUCCAAGUUGACAUGACUACAUUUUAAUGGAUCCAAAAUGCAAAAACUCCUUUGUGUGGACGUAUUGGUCCAUGCUAAAGGUUGACGAAGUGAAGCACAGUGCCCUCUACUGCAUCACAUGCAGCUAAAUAUGUUUUCAUUUUGUAGCGUUCUUUUGCAGCGUGUUUAAUGCACAGUACCUGUUUGAUGGCCUUAGCAGUGUUUAGUUGUACCUUAGCCUAUUGAUUUUGCUGGAUGACGCACUGAUAUGAACUACUGAUCUGCAUAAGGCAUAGCUGGGAAGGUGACUUAUCUGAACAUGGUACCAUUCUAGUUUUGGUCCACAACAUUUUUCCCAAGCCUUCCCAAGCAAACUGGCAAACCUGCGAGCCACUCCUAUAUUGUAGUUGGGAAUGUCCCAAAGUGGCAAAUUGUUGCAGCAGAAGUGAUAUUCAAGGCACACAAGUGACUGGGACAGUGUUUCCAGAGGUGCAGGUUUUGUGUCAACAGCUGUUAGCACCAGUUUGCACUCUAUGCCCCUUUUACAGCUUAGGUGUGUCAGCAAUUUUUGUGUUGUUAAACGUUUAUGAAAGUCUGGCUAAGGAUGACUCGAUGAAAUUUUCUUGCUGGCCAGACUAACGCUCACUCCUUACACUAGGCAGGAAGAAUCGCCUUUUGGUCAUACUACUUGGACUUUCUGCAUGUCUCUAAUAGCCUAGUGCCUAGUCCCUGAUAGUCUUCUCCUCCCAUUCUCCAAGAGCCCUUGUCUUCCUCCUCACCCAGUGUGGGUGCUGCACCUGCAGCUCCCACACUGCAGCUCUCCAGGGCCUUAAUGCCCUGUCAUGGUAUGGUUUUGAGGGUAUCGGGCUGUUGGGGGAAAAAAAGCUGUCUGGUGUCUGCUGCAAUGGUUUCAGUCUAUUGCUAAGUUGGCUUUACAUUCAAAGAGAAACAUAUACUAUAGGAGCAUACAAAUGAGCAACUUAAUGUACUGAAGGUGCUUGUUUUAUCUGCCUUUCUGCAUAUUUUUUGCACUUAGCAGUGCUUGACAAGCCAGCCCAGCAAGGUUUUCCAUCUCACGUUCAAGCAAAAUGUGUAACAUAAAGACUGCACCGCAUCUGAAAUUUGGUUGAUGCAAAGCUCUAGUGGCGCCACCCAGAGCUCUGGAGAUUACAGGCGGGCUUCAAGUUUAGGCAGCGGUGUGUGGGAAAGCACAUAAUCGUGGAUCACUCUCUGGAAUAAAAUUGGGUGCCCCAACUGUUGCUGUGGUUCAAAUUUCAAUGCUAGGUCUGUAAAAUUGUUCAGGCCAGAACACAUCCUGGCAAGGUAUUGCAUAAAUUGAGGACUUGCGUUAAGUGCGCAUUGUGUGAAAGUAUACACUGUGCCGUCUCCUUCCUCGUUUCUGUGUAUGUUCGCACCUAGUACCCAAGAUGAAUUGUGACCAACUUGCGCAACAAGAUGCCCUUGUAUGACUACUGGAAAAUUCUGUUGGCCCAAUUUUUUUGGUGUUCUUUAAAGCUGAACUGCAGUUGUCUGCAUGAGCUCUGCAGCCAGUACUGAUUUAGCUGCUCAUUGUUUGCCCUAAAAAAAGGAAUGUCAGCAUUUUGCUAGAAUGAAAUAGUAACUAGCUCAUUGCAGGUUUCAAAGGUCCCGUAUUUUGUGCUAGUUUAUUUGCCCUUUGCUGAAACAACCCUUCUACGUGGCUGCCGAUUGAAGGCUGCAUUUGACAGCGAGUGAAGGUGCGUAUGUGUGCAUGCGUGAACAUGUAUGAAAGGCAAUUUCAGGUUGGCACUAGCAGAGAUGCUACUCACUCAUGCUGUUGGACAAGCGGGCACGGAGAUAUAUGCUAAUAAAGAGAGUAUGCAACUACUA
This is a messenger RNA of Dermacentor andersoni, 8169 nucleotides long. RefSeq lists its product as uncharacterized. The record is from RefSeq and is a predicted model, not a curated record. Gene Ontology annotation, cellular component: endoplasmic reticulum membrane. NCBI's taxonomy places the organism in Eukaryota, Metazoa, Arthropoda, Arachnida, Ixodida, Ixodidae.